AUUAGCGAUCGUGACGUGUGCGCCGCGCCCGUGUUUUGGGAAGUGUGUAAGUGACCCUUUGAAACUGAGGACUGUGUGCAGUGAAGAGAAGAUGAUGAUGAUGACGCAAUCGAACAGCUACCACGAGCAGCAAGCGCAGACGCAUCAGAUAAGCCCCUUGAAGCUCCUGGCAUCAUCUUGCAACAGACUCUACCGCCCCCAACCCUACUCGAGCCACACUCAAUUAUCACCAGCCUCUACAACUUCCUGCAGCAGCGACGGUUACGUUUCCCAAGUGCCUCUGGACCCCUCCAGGUCUUCCCUAGAAGUACCUAGAUCUCCUUUGGAAUAUUCUCCACACUACCAGCCUUCAUAUGCCCAUGCUUAUGCCAAUCAGUAUUGGUUCCAACAUUCACCACCACCAGGUGAUAUCGCCACAAGUGGGUACCAACAACAAGGAUAUGGGCAGCAGUAUCAGUGGCCUAACAGCAAUUACAUGAGUCACUUUGCUACCAAGAUGAUGAUCAAACCUGAAGAGUUUUCCAAUUUCUCUUCUAAAGCCAGGAGAUGUAUCAAGUGUCAGUGUCCAAACUGUAUCAACGAAGAGAAUGGGUUAAAGACACCUUCUUCCAAGAAGAUGCAUAUCUGUCACUAUCCCGGUUGUGAUAAGGUGUAUGGAAAGACCUCACAUCUGCAAGCGCAUCUUAGGUGGCACACUGGUGAAAGACCUUUUGUCUGCAAUUGGUUGUUUUGUGGAAAGAGGUUCACUAGGUCAGAUGAACUACAAAGACAUUUGAGGACCCACACUGGAGAGAAGAGGUUUGCUUGUACCACAUGUUCGAAGAGGUUCAUGAGGUCAGACCAUCUGGCGAAACACAUCAAGACCCACAAGAAUGGAAAGAAGGUGGAACCGACGAUAGAGGAAGAAGAUACGGAUCAAACGCAAAUCAGUACAAAGUCUCAAAGUAUAUCCGCGCAAAAUGUACCCCAAAUUACGCCAGAGUAUAAUUCGCAAAUGAUGCAUCACGCUAGUAGUUUGUAUAACGGUUAUCAUGUGGAGUGGAGGCAGUAGUAUAAAAAGUAAAUUUAGGAUUCGUACUAUUGUAUUCCAGGGACCAUUAUGAUCUUGUAUAUAUGGGCAUAUUUAUGUAUAUUUGUUGAUAUUUUUACAUUAAGUUUUAUAAAUCAUUUACC
This is a messenger RNA of Acanthoscelides obtectus, 1173 nucleotides long. The record is from the annotation of a GenBank genome assembly. Lineage: Eukaryota; Metazoa; Arthropoda; Insecta; Coleoptera; Chrysomelidae.